Messenger RNA from Elaeis guineensis (African oil palm), 605 nucleotides. RefSeq lists its product as uncharacterized. Lineage: Eukaryota; Viridiplantae; Streptophyta; Magnoliopsida; Arecales; Arecaceae. The record is from RefSeq and is a predicted model, not a curated record.
CGUAAGCCCACCGCUACCACUUUAGACUUGCGCCAAAAAGGAGAGAAGAAGAAAGCAGAGGAGGGAUGUGCUUGGUGUUCGUGUGCGACGAGGAGGAGAGGGUUUUGGGGAGCCAGCAGGCGCCCGGGAACUGCCCCUAUUGCGGUGGGGUGGUGAUGGCCACCGACGUCGAGAGCGCGUGGAGGCUCUGCUUCCUUCCCCUCUGCUUCAAGGCCAAGAGGAAGUUCUACUGCACUCUAUGUGCUCGCCGUUUGGUCGCCUAUCCCUAGAGCUCGAAUAUUGGAAACUUCAAAGUUAGAUUGUUAUCAGCAGAAGGAAUCACCAUCUCUCUUAUGAGCUUAGUGUGCGUGUGUGUAUGUGAAUACCUUUUGGUUGUUUGUAAUUUACGAUGGUCAUGUUAUGAUGAUUGGUAUAGGUGUGAAUUUUUACUUUGUUUUUGUUUUUGGUUUUUUUUUUUCCUCAACUUGUUUGGAUAAGAGGAGGGGGAAGCCCAAAGGGGUUUCGAUGAGGAGAGGCCGGAAGGGGUUUUCUUAUGGUUGGGGUCAGAAACCUCUGUUUCCUUUUGCAAUUAUAUGAUGAUGAAUUAAAGCCCUUCUUUCCUUUUA